GUAUCACUACCCGCCAUUUAACACAUGAAAAAGGCCAUUCAUCAUUACAGGAGUAAGAACAACAGCAACUCAAGAAAAAUAAAAAAAUCUUUGGGUUCCUCUUUCUCUCUCAGCCAUGGCUCUCCUUGCUUCGAUCCCCACACCUCCACUCUCUGCAUCAGUCUCAUUUCGAAGGACGUUAGGUAGUCCCCGGCCACGACGUUUUGGUACUUUUGCAGCAGUCAGUUCAUCGUCUCCAGAGUCAUCGGCAUCACCAUCAGGAAGUGGUGAAAGUGCUUUGUCUUCUAAAUCUGCAUCAAAACCCUUUAUUGAAUCGACUAGAGCGCAUGAUUCCAGCUUCAACUACGCGUUGACGAGCCCCAAUGGGAACCCAAUUGUUCAGAUUGUUCGAUCGGCAGAGUCCAACAUUGAGAAGACUAUCUUUGACUUCCGCUUCUUGGCACUUCUGGCUAUUGGAGGUUCACUGGCUGGUUCAGUGUUGUGCUUUUUGAAUGGUUGCGUUUACAUCAUUGAUGCAUACAAUGUAUACUGGUCAAGCUGUGUUAAAGGGAUUCACACAGGAAAGAUGGUUCUACGAUUGGUUGAAGCUAUUGAUGUUUAUCUUGCUGGGACAGUCAUGCUAAUAUUUGCUAUGGGCUUAUUUGGGUUAUUUAUCAGUAAUGUGUCUCCAGAUUCGCCUCCAAAUGUUGAUCGUGCCAUUAAAGGAUCAUCCUUGUUUGGAAUGUUUGCUAUGAAGGAAAGACCAAAAUGGAUGAAAAUAACCUCUCUAGAUGAACUAAAGACAAAAGUAGGGCACGUUAUUGUGAUGAUUCUUUUAGUGAAGAUGUUUGAAAGAAGCAAGAUGGUGCAGAUAACCACUGCUAUGGAUCUACUAAGCUAUUCUAUCUGCAUUUUCUUGUCUUCAGCAUCUCUAUACAUCCUUCAUCACCUUCACAAACCGGAAUAGAGAUGUGAAAUGAAUAUGAACAUUGUUAGAUCCUGAGCAGCUUCACCAUGUAUUUGUAUUUUAACUUGUCGUAUUAGUGAAGGAAUGCUAUUAUACUUUCAAUAACUAUGUACUGUAAGUUAAAAAUAGAAAAAUAUCUGCGUUUGCCGGUAGUCAAACGUGGUCU
Messenger RNA from Rubroshorea leprosula, 1112 nucleotides. The record is from the annotation of a GenBank genome assembly. NCBI's taxonomy places the organism in Eukaryota, Viridiplantae, Streptophyta, Magnoliopsida, Malvales, Dipterocarpaceae.